Messenger RNA from Opisthocomus hoazin, 2057 nucleotides. Lineage: Eukaryota; Metazoa; Chordata; Aves; Opisthocomiformes; Opisthocomidae. The record is from RefSeq and is a predicted model, not a curated record.
AUUUAAAAGUUCUUUGCAGAAGAAUAUUUGACCAGAACUAGAGUAUCACGAUGACAACAAGAUUCAUCUGUUUAAUACUAGUAGCUGUUGUGGGAGCUACAGCAAGCAAAACACAGGAAUUUGAAGGCAAUGACGAUGAAACAGAACAAGAAUUCAUUUAUAUGAACAGAUAUAAGCGUUCCAGUGACACACAGGACAAAUGCACUUACACCUUUAUUGUACCUCAACAGAGAGUGACAGGUGCCAUUUGUGUUAAUUCUAAGGAGCCUGAAGUUCUACUUGAAAACAGAGUAAAUAAACAAGAAUUACAGUUACUUAACAAUGAACUUCUCAAACAAAAGAGACAAAUAGAAACUCUCCAGCAACUGGUAGAGGUGGAUGGUGGUAUUGUUAAUGAGGUUAAACUCUUAAGAAAAGAGAGCAGAAAUAUGAAUUCUCGCGUCACACAACUCUAUAUGCAGUUACUACAUGAAAUUAUCCGAAAACGUGACAACGCAUUAGAACUUUCUCAACUUGAGAAUAAGAUUUUAAAUCAAACUGCAGAUAUGUUGCAGCUUGCAAACAAAUACAAAGACUUAGAGCACAAGUACCAGCAUUUGAUGUAUAUUGCCAACAAUCAGUCAAUUAUAAUUGCCCAACUGGAAGAACACUGUCAAAGAAUGCCAUCCAUAAAGCCAAUGCCACAGACUCCACAGCCACCAAAUAAAGCAUACCAGCCUCCUACUUACAAUCGCAUUAUUAACCAGAUAUCUACUAAUGAGAUUCAGAGUGACCAGAACUUAAAGGUUCUGCCACCUACCUUACCAACCAUGCCUGCAGUUACUAGUAUUCCGACUUCAACAGAUAAACCAUCUGGGCCCUGGAGAGACUGUCUACAAGCAUUAGAAGACGGCCAUGAUACAAGCUCCAUCUAUCUUGUAAAACCAGAAAACACAAACCGGCUUAUGCAAGUCUGGUGUGAUCAACGGCAUGACCCUGGUGGCUGGACAGUCAUUCAGAGACGGCUGGAUGGGUCCGUCAACUUUUUCAGGAACUGGGAGACAUACAAGCAAGGAUUUGGUAAUAUAGAUGGAGAAUAUUGGCUUGGAUUAGAAAAUAUUUAUUGGUUAACAAAUCAAGGCAACUACAAACUGCUCAUAACAAUGGAAGACUGGUCAGGUCGAAAAGUAUUUGCUGAGUAUGCUAGCUUCAGACUGGAGCCAGAAAGCGAGUAUUACAAGUUGAGAUUGGGACGCUACAACGGCAACGCGGGAGAUUCUUUCACUUGGCACAACGGUAAACAGUUCACCACGCUGGACCGGGACCACGACGUAUACACAGGUAAUUGUGCUCAUUACCAGAAGGGAGGAUGGUGGUACAAUGCAUGUGCCCAUUCAAAUCUCAACGGAGUUUGGUAUCGUGGAGGACACUACCGCAGUCGAUACCAGGAUGGUGUUUACUGGGCUGAAUUCCGGGGGGGAUCAUAUUCACUAAAGAAAGUUGUUAUGAUGAUAAGACCUAACCCCAACACAUUCCACUGAAAUGAUCGUUCUCUUGGUUUGCUUUCUUGUUCUAAAAAUCAUGUAUAAAGCUAUUAUUAUCUGAAUUAUCUUUUCAGAAAUGAGGACUGUAAGAUAUUGUACAUUUAUUGCUGAGAAAAAUGAGGCUUGUACAUUGUAUUGUCAAGAAUCAUUCCAGGAAAAAAAAACUGAAGAAAAAAAGGAACUGAAAUGACAUAACAUUCAGAACACCUCUUGGUACUAAACGUAGUUAUAUUAACCCUUUUAGAACUGGCAGUUUAGAUGGACUGUAGAUACACUUUCUGUUUUUUAUUCCCUGUAAAUUAAGUCUGGAUGGCAAAAAUACUGCCACAACAUUUAAAUAUUUUUGUAUGUUAUGUAUAAAUAUUCUCAAAUACAGGAAAUAUUACAAACUGUACAGCAAGAGUUUUAUUAUUAUAAUUAUGGCAAUCAUUUGACACAGGAAAUAAUAUCCUUUGAACUGUGUAGCUAGUAUAUGUACAUUAGCGUGAUUAUUCUAAUUUAAUCUUUGUUAACUGUCAUGAAUAAAGUUAGUAC